UUCUAGUAUUCAUAAGCUCUUUUCGUUGUAUUAAUAGUUCGCUCGUACAGUAUUCUCGAUUUCUGACAUUACAGACUUGGUGCAAAAUACCGAUACCCCUCUCUCUUUGAAAACAAAGGUGUUGAGAUUCUUGGCUUCUAUUUAUCUCGAUACUGGUGAUGUUCCAUCCAUUAUGGCUCCCAUGGAUGAAAACCACCAUCUCAAAGCACUUAUGGACAUUCUAUAUCAAGAUCUUUUGGAUGCUAGCAAGGAAAUGAAAGAAGAUGGUGAUUUUAUGCGGUACAUUUACGAGGGUGUACUUGUGGUUAUGCGAUCAGUGUAUGAAUACCAAGUCCGACCGGAAAUAAUUCUUGAUGAACGAUUAGCUGAUUUAUGCUCUUAUCUAAUCGAUGCAACCAGCUCUCUCUUGUCAAUGGACAACAAUGGUACAACAAUAACCCCUCAACAACAACAUCAAAAAAAUUUGCUUGCGUGUCUUGACAGUAUGAUUAAUGUUUCUGGAUUUCGUGGUACUAUCGAGCCCGACACACUUCGAAGUCAGUUACGAUUGAUGAUGGUGCGACUGAACAAUGAAAACGACAGUGCAACCAAUCGACCUUUGGGAUCUAUUAAUGCCAAAUUUCAAGGAUUUAUGCGAACUCUCAAGGCACAUCGUAGUGUACUCGAACUACAAGAAGAAGAAUUCAAGCAACUUGGUUCCCAUUACAAUCUAUCAGACUCUGAAUCCGAACAAGAUGUCAAAUCACUCAUUGAUUUUCUUUCCAUGAUGACGUCCUCUACCAACAACAACAAGACUCAGAGUGACAAAAACGAAGAAUAUCAAGUAGCUACUAUGAAACUUUUACAAGAAAUUCCCAGCCGGUAUAUCCGACAACGAUCUGAACAUAAUGUAUCUAACAACGUAGCACAAUACGAAGAAUUAGAAGCAAAUAAAGUCAACGCGCAGAAUACCUUGAAUCGAUUAGGCUGUACCUUGGUAGCACAAAACUUUUUAUCAUCUCCAAGACGACAUGUUUUCAAGGCUGGUUUAGCAUUAUUGAUUGCUCUUUUGGAAGGUGGGAAUAAGAACGUCCAGGACAAACUCGAAGAAUACUUCUUUAGCAUUCGUGAAGAACGAUUCUUUUACUCUUUCCACCGACGACUACAAAGUGAUAUUUCAUCUCUCAAGGAAGCACAGCAACAUCUUUUACGAGCAGCCAUCAAAUUAAAACGGCAACAAGGUCUCUUAUACUCCUCUAAUUCAGAUACUCUUUUGACAAAAAAUCAACGCCUUCGACAAUCGCGACAACAACGACGUACUAGUUCUCUUAUUUCUGGAAAAUCACCUUAUUCACUACGACAUGAUGAAUCCUAUAGUAGACGAGGAACAGGUUCAGGUAACUCAUCACCAUACAGAAUCAAUGGCUACCCACAACAAAAGACAACAUCACGACCGACAGGAACAACAACUUCAACAAUACUAAGAGGAGACGUAUCGGAUUUGACAAUGAAUUAUCAAACGAUUUCAACCUUAAUGGCACAAAGCGAUAUGGCGGAAUUCGGUGCGGCAACUGAAGACUUUGAAGGCAUGAAGGAUGCAAUGCGGGCGGUACAACUAAUGGUAGAAGGGCACAACAUGAAAUUACAGACAUAUUUGGCAAAACAACCCGACAACAUCAAAAGCUUCAAUAUUGUGCAAGAUGUAGUGGAAUACCUGCAUGCAAUCGUUCCUUUAUGCAAUAUCCAAAAUGUACGUUUGAUCAUUCAAGUCCUGGAUACUAUUACCGAACUGGCACAAGGCUGUUUAGAAAAUCAGUUUACAAUUUUUAAUGGCAAGAUCAUCAAUCCUAUGAAUACUAUUCUUCGUGAGUCUUACACAAAUUGUCCAAGUUCUCUUGUAUAUGAAUUAAAGACCAAAGUUGUGGUGUGUUUACUUAGUUUGCUAGAAGGUGGGAUUGAAAAUAGUGAUACAAUCUUUCGAGAGAUGACGGCUUCUAUAGACCUGGCGACAGUGGUUGGUAACAUGGAUACUAUUUAUAAUGCAAAUCGACAUCAAUUGGAUUCUCCAAAAGCAUUCACCAAAUUAGAAAGUGGAUUUUUGUAUUGUAUGCUGGUGAUGACCUUAUAUCCUGCUCUCGAUGAAUCUCAAUUGGCACUUGUGGAUGGAAAUGAAGCAUUCGAUUACUUCCAAAGAAAUACAGGAAAAAUUGAAGUGAUUAUGGAUUAUGGACAAGAAAAACAAUUAUCCCGGGUGUUGUUCCCUAUUCCUGAAAUAUGUAAAUAUUUUAGAGAAGAAACGAAACAACGGUUUUUAUGGAAUGUUAAAAGAGAUUCGCCAUCUACCAAAAUCGAAGACUUUGUGGAACAAUCUGGGCAUAUGAUCUACGAAAUUGAAAAUCAAGCUCGCGUGACAUACAAUGAACAUUUAUCUUUGUUGACCAAAUAUAGCUCUCUAUGGUGGAAGGCCUCAUUCGUGGUAACAAUUUUACUCAACGGCUUGAUGCUUAGCUGUUCAUCAAUGUUGCAUGGAAAAAGUGAUGAUGAUCCUUACACUUGUCACUCGAUGAACUCUGUAUUCCGUAUUCUCCUGGGGUUGGGACAUCUUGUCCUUUGGCACCUAUCGACAGCCGAAUUCUACUUUAUCCAACUUCCUAUUUUAGUCAAACGGCGCUCCACUUCAACUCUCGUUCUCAAAGGAAAGGUCAAGGACGGUGAAGCAGAAACUUCUGUUUUUGGAGGUUUUUUCUCAGAGGAGCAUUUCAAAGGAUCAUUUGUAUUGGCCAGUCUGAUGGAAUCUCAAUUCAUUUAUCAUGUGAUGAUGGUCCUUCUCUCUUACUUGGGAUUAUGGUAUCCUGGCUUCUAUGCUGUACAUUUAUUAGAUUUUGUCUUUCGAGAUCGAAUUCUUCAAGGGGUAAUAGCAAGUAUCACUUUGAAUGGAAGUUCCAUUUCACAUACGGCGAUGUUGGCAAUUGUUGUUAUCUAUCUUCAUAGCGUGAUGGCUUACAAAUACUUUCGUGGUGAUUUUGAUACCUCCAAGGGACUAUACUGUCGAACUUUAUCGGAAUGUUUUGUCAAUGUCCUGUCUCAUGGAUUACGCGGUGGCAUAGGUGAUGUAUUCAUGGAUAAUUCUUCAGAUGAUGGUUUGGAAGAUAUCAAUCGAAGAUGGCGGAUCGGAUUUGAAAUGUCCUUUUAUCUUGUGGUUGUGGUGUUUCUCUUGAAUGCUAUCUUUGGUAUUAUAUUUGAUACUUUUGGUCAUCUUCGUGAUGAGCGAUCAGCUGUGCAACAAGACAUGAAGAAUUCCUGUUUUAUAUGUAGUGUCCCAGCAGUUGAAUUCCAGCGACAUGCCAAGCGUGGAUUUGAAGAUCAUGUCAAGAAUGAACAUAAUAUCUGGCAAUAUCUAUUCUUUUUGGUACAUCUGAAAUACAAGGACAAGACGGAAUACACUGGGCCAGAAUCGUAUGUAGCUGGUUGUCUCAAAGAUGCAAAUUACAGUUUCUUCCCCAUCAACCGAGCAUUAUCUCUACGACAUAGUGAGAGCAAUGAUACCGAACGACUGGAAAAAUUGGAGGAAAUUGCUCAUACACUGAUGGACAAGAUGGUCAAGAUGGAAGAACAGAUUGAAAGGAUGUCAGAUGCGCAAUCUCGGUCCCGUUCAAAUAGCAUUUUACUCUCUCCCUAUUAGUUUAUUGUUAUGAUAGAAUUAUGUAUUAUCUACCCAUUUCCUCUCCAUAUGACUUUUUAUUCUUUUAUUAUUAUACUUGUACUACUCUUGACAAUAAAUGCUUUGUUGUAACUAAAAA
This is a messenger RNA of Halteromyces radiatus, 3779 nucleotides long. RefSeq lists its product as uncharacterized. Gene Ontology annotation, molecular function: monoatomic ion channel activity. Gene Ontology annotation, biological process: transmembrane transport; calcium ion transport. The record is from RefSeq and is a predicted model, not a curated record. NCBI's taxonomy places the organism in Eukaryota, Fungi, Mucoromycota, Mucoromycetes, Mucorales, Cunninghamellaceae. The coding region runs from base 173 to 3661 and encodes 1162 amino acids. The transcript is spliced from 13 exons. Gene Ontology annotation, cellular component: membrane.